Populus nigra (black poplar) is the source of this 579-nucleotide messenger RNA. Its product is annotated as carboxyvinyl-carboxyphosphonate phosphorylmutase, chloroplastic-like. Gene Ontology annotation, molecular function: catalytic activity. The transcript is spliced from 7 exons. NCBI's taxonomy places the organism in Eukaryota, Viridiplantae, Streptophyta, Magnoliopsida, Malpighiales, Salicaceae. The annotation marks the transcript as partial. The record is from RefSeq and is a predicted model, not a curated record.
CGGUCAAACUCAAAGUCAAAGGAAAACUUAAAGUACUCUGUUUAUCCAACGGUGAGAAUGCAGAGGAAGACGACGACGACGAGGAUACACCGUCUGAUUGAAGACGAAGACUAUACCGGAUUCAGUGCCGGUUUUAUUUCGGGUUAUGCUCUCUCUGCUUCUCUACUCGGCAAACCCGACUUUGGCCUCCUGACGCCACCGGAAAUGGCUGCCACGGCUAGGACGGUUUGUGCGCCGGCUCCGCUCAUACCCAUCAUUGCCGAUGCUGAUCCUAGUGGUGGCAAUGCUCUCAAUGUUCAGAGGAUUGUCAAAGACUUGAUUGCAGCUGGUGCUGCUGGAUGCUUUCUAGAGGAUCAAGCAUGGCCAAAGAAGUGUGGGCAUGUGCGCGGCAAACAGGUUAUACCUGCAGAAGAGCAUGCUGCCAAGAUAGCAUCUGCCAGAGAUGCUGCUGGGGAUUCUGAUUUCUUCGUUGUGGCUAGGACUGAUGCACGUGCAACAUCAGCCAAAACUGGUCUCUCAGAUGCCAUUUCAAGGGCUAGUCUAUAAAUGGAGUAUGUUGCUUUCGAUUGGAAGCAGUAA